AUAUCCAACUCUCAGUUGAAGUGUCACUAGCCAUCCAGCUGUACGUCCGGCUGUCUGCGUUUUAUUGGUAUAGACACACAUCGCGACCAGCUUCCAAUCAAUCACGUACCACGCAAUCUAUCUCACUUACGUUGUACACGCAGCGUAGAUUUGAGCCGAUAGGUCAUAAAGAACAAGAAGGAAAACAUCACCAUGAAAACGAUUUUAGUUUGCUACUCAAUUUGCGUCUUGGUUACCCUGUUUAGCAGCAUCAACGCUAACCAGAUUCAGGAUGCUGGACUAAGGAAUCAGGUGAACAAGACGCCGUCGAUGUUCGUACGUCGUGGUGGAUCCGAAUGGAUGGAACACUCGAGAAUGGCGGCCAAGAAAGACAAGAGCUUGAACCUGUCGUCGGUUGUGGACAAGAUUACCAACUACAUAUCGAGUUACGCAUCAAGCACGGCUAGCUGGAUCACGUAUCCUUAUUAUGGCAUUUCCACCGGAGUAGUGUCCAUGAUCGUCCUCUUUGUCGUCAUCUACAUCCUCAUCGUCGUGAGUGGAUCUGUGGUGACUACAACGGGCAAGAGCUUGGCCGAUCGUAUGGGCGUGGAUCCGGAAGAGCUGGAUCGACUUACUGGCGUCAUCACAACAGCCUUCAGUCAAAUGACGGAUAAACUAAGCAGACACGGCAGAUCAGCCGAUUUGCAGCCCAAGGAUCAGGAAACUGCCCGUUUUAAAGUGACCGGAAGUGGUGGUCCGAGCUGGAGCGCAUCCGUUACGCAGUACGACAGUGUCAGCGAUUACAUUUCUGCCAACUUGUACGACAAGCUUAUCUGGUUGUCUAAACCUUUCGCUGGCUACAUUCUAUCGAUGGGGACCGUCAUACUCUACAUGGUUGUCAUCGUCAUCAUUGCAAUGACAAGUGGCAUCUUUCCGAUAAGUACCCUUGGACGACAGUUGCACGAUUCCCGACUAGAAUUAAAUGAGGACGCUAAUCUCAUCCGAACGGCUGGAUUCGUCAUGGAAGCUAUCAACUUGUGGAUGGAUGCGAGACACGAUAGUUUGAAAGAAGACUAGUUAAUUCUGAGAAAAAAAUCAUAAACUGACAAUCGAAAAAGAGCGUAUGACUUUUGAAUUGAAAUUUAAUAUUUUGUACAUCACGAAACCAAAUUACUAUAAAAUAUCUAUUUAAUAUUGCUUUCGUGUUCGAUGCUAUUGCUCUAUUGCUCAACAAUGAGAAACUUCUAUUCCCCGACCGAUUUGAUUGUUGUUGCUCAUGUUGAAUUAUCAGUUGGAAAGUAAAAUUCCUUAGUUCGAAUAGUAUUCGAAAUCGAUACUUAAUCAACAAAGCAGACCCUGUAACCGAAUCUGUUAGUUUUCCGGAUUCUAGUUGAACUUUAAGAUGUUUCGCAGAAAAAUAUUUUGUUCGGUAGUGCAUCAUGCACCUGCCUUUUGAUGUACAGUUCCACUGCGUACGUCUCAAUGUCAAUCAAAACAGUAUAUAUGAUCCGAUCGA
Messenger RNA from Daphnia magna, 1495 nucleotides. RefSeq lists its product as uncharacterized. The record is from RefSeq and is a predicted model, not a curated record. NCBI's taxonomy places the organism in Eukaryota, Metazoa, Arthropoda, Branchiopoda, Diplostraca, Daphniidae. The coding region runs from base 193 to 1056 and encodes 287 amino acids. The transcript has 6 exons.